Messenger RNA from Lepus europaeus (European hare), 1345 nucleotides. It is a transcript of the gene DLX2, whose product is annotated as distal-less homeobox 2. The record is from RefSeq and is a predicted model, not a curated record. Gene Ontology annotation, molecular function: RNA polymerase II cis-regulatory region sequence-specific DNA binding; DNA-binding transcription factor activity, RNA polymerase II-specific. Lineage: Eukaryota; Metazoa; Chordata; Mammalia; Lagomorpha; Leporidae. Gene Ontology annotation, biological process: cell differentiation; embryo development; negative regulation of transcription by RNA polymerase II. Bases 230 to 1222 code for a protein of 330 amino acids. The transcript is spliced from 3 exons.
GAUGCGGCGGGCCGGAGCCGUCCCGAGCGCCGCGCGCUGACCGCCUCCCCCGGAGGAGGAGGAGGAGGAGGAGGCGGCGCUAGACGGUCGCCUCGAUUCCUGUUUGCCUCCCCCCACCCCGCCACCCCCGUAAUUACAUUGGCCGCUGGAGGGGACCGGGAGAGACGAAGGAGGCGCCUCGCGGCCCCCGCACGCCCGCCGCCCCGGCUCUUCCCCGUCCCGGGCCAGGAUGACUGGAGUCUUUGACAGUCUGGUGGCUGAUAUGCACUCGACCCAGAUCUCGGCCUCCAGCACCUACCACCAGCACCAGCAGCCCCCGAGCGGCGGCGGCGCGGGCCCCGGCGGCGGCGGCGGCGGCCUCCACAAGCCCCAGGAGUCGCCCACCCUCCCAGUGUCCACCGCCACCGACAGCAGCUACUACACCAACCAGCAGCACCCGGCGGGCGGCGGCGGCGGUGGCGGCGGCGGCGCGGGGGGCUCGCCCUACGCGCACAUGGGUUCCUACCAGUACCACGCCGGCGGCCUCAGCAACGUCCCCUACAACGCCAAGGGCAGCUACGACCUGGGCUACACCGCCGCCUACACCUCCUACGCGCCCUACGGGACCGGUUCGUCCCCAGCCAACAACGAGCCGGAAAAGGAGGACCUCGAGCCUGAGAUCCGGAUAGUGAACGGGAAGCCAAAGAAAGUCCGGAAACCCCGCACCAUCUACUCCAGUUUCCAGCUGGCGGCCCUGCAGCGGCGUUUCCAAAAGACUCAGUACCUGGCGCUGCCCGAGCGAGCCGAGCUGGCGGCGUCUCUGGGCCUCACGCAGACUCAGGUCAAAAUCUGGUUCCAGAACCGCCGAUCUAAGUUCAAGAAGAUGUGGAAAAGCGGCGAGAUCCCCUCGGAGCAACACCCUGGGGCCAGCGCUUCGCCCCCGUGUGCUUCGCCGCCGGUCUCCGCGCCGGCCUCCUGGGACUUCGGCGCGCCGCAGCGCAUCGCGGGUGGCGGCGGCGGCCCGGGCAGCGGCGGCAGCGGCGCGGGCAGUUCGGGCUCCAGCCCCAGCAGCGCGGCCUCGGCUUUCCUGGGCAACUACCCUUGGUACCACCAGGCCUCGGGCUCCGCGUCACACCUGCAAGCCGCAGCGCCGCUGCUGCACCCCGCGCAAACCCCGCAGCCGCACCACCACCACCACCAUGGCGGCGGGGGCGCCCCGGUGAGCGCGGGGGCGAUUUUCUAACCCCAGGGAGACCGCGCCAGAGACUGAGAGAGCAGAGAUCCUCAGUGCUCGCCCCCGUCCCCAAGCAAGCGGAGGAUCCCUGCUCCAGGCCCGCCACCGCCGGCCACCUCUGCGCGGGGCUGC